Sorghum bicolor (sorghum) is the source of this 1807-nucleotide messenger RNA. RefSeq names its product ETHYLENE INSENSITIVE 3-like 5 protein. Bases 88 to 1659 code for a protein of 523 amino acids. The transcript has 2 exons. Lineage: Eukaryota; Viridiplantae; Streptophyta; Magnoliopsida; Poales; Poaceae. Gene Ontology annotation, molecular function: DNA binding; DNA-binding transcription factor activity. Gene Ontology annotation, cellular component: nucleus. The record is from RefSeq and is a predicted model, not a curated record.
UCCGUCAUAUCAUCGUCAGUCACUCCACUCUCCAAUCCCGUAGCUUCACUACACACGUAGUCACACGUACACGGUAGCCACAUUAUCAUGGAGAACUACUGCGAAAGCAUCGACUACUAUCAGAAGCCUUGUCAUGCUCCCAACAGCCCAACCAUGGACGACGAACCCAAGGACGACGGCAAGGGCCACAAAGGAAAGGCCGUCGUCGACCACCAUGCCGGCGCCGCUGACCAGCAUGAACAACCGGAAAGCCAGGAGGAGUUCUUCAGCGACUCCGAGUCGGGCUGCGAGUCCAUCGAGGUCGCCGACCUCAAGAAGCGCAUGUGGAAGGACCAGCUGCUUCUCAUGAAGCUCGAGGGCCGGUCGGGCCGUGACCACCGCCGCCACGGCGGCGAGGGGCAGCUCCAGCUCCAGCCCGGCAGUACUGACGACGUCCUGAUCCAGGUCAAGGAUGAGGAGUCGCCCGAGAACCGGUACCGUCGCAAGGCGAUGCUCCGGGCGCAGGACGGCGUCAUCCGCCACAUGCUCAAGAUGAUGGAGGCCUGCAACGCGCGCGGGUUCGUGUACGGCGUCGUGGACGAGACCGGCGUGCCCGUGUCCGGCUCCUCCGACAGCCUCCGCGGCUGGUGGAAGGACGAGGUGGGCUUCGACCGGGCGGGGCCGAUGGCGCUCUCCGCCCUGGACCAGGAGUGCCCCGGCGGGAGCCCGAUGGCGGCGGCGUCGUUCCUGCACGGCCUGCACGACAUCCAGGACAGCACGCUGGGGUCCCUGCUGUCGGCGCUCAUCCAGCACUGCGAGCCCCCGCAGCGGAGCUUCCCGCUGGACCGCGGCCUGGCGCCGCCGUGGUGGCCGACGGGGCGGGAGGCGUGGUGGGGCAUGCAGGGCGAUGCGCCGGCGCACCAGGGCCCGCCGCCGUACCGGAAGCCCCACGACCUGAAGAAGGCGUGGAAGAUCUCGCUGCUGAGCGCGGUGAUCAAGCACCUCACGCCGCGCUUCGACCAGAUGCGCAAGCUCGUGUGGCAGUCCAAGCGGCUGCAGCACAAGAUGAGCGCCAGGGACGCCGACGCCUGGUCCAAGGUCAUCACCCAGGAGGAGGCGCUCGACCGCCGCGCGCAGCGCGCGCUGCAGAUCACGCCGCUCGACGAGGAGGAAGAGGACGACGACGACGGUGGCCCCGACGCCGGCGCCGACGCUAGUGGUGUCGAUUCUCCGCUAGCCGCAGCGCAGCACGUCGAGAAGCGCAAGCGCAAGGUCGGCGGCGAGGGGGGCACGGGUAGUAGUAGCGGCGCCGGCGUCGACGUCGACGUCGGCAAGGAGUUGCUGCUGGCGCUGCCGGACAUAGAUUGCGUGCCCGAUGCUGACCGCAGCUCGAUCGACGAGCUCAUGAAGCUCUAUUACCGCUGCCUGCAGGGGACCGACGACGGCGAGCACAAGGCGAAGGGCGCGGUGGCAGUCCCAGACGGAGGGCAGCAGGCUGCGCCGGUGACGCACGACAGCAUGCUCCAAGGAGGUUUACAGCGCGGCGGGACCGCGCCCGACGGGUCGGCGGCGGUGCAUGACGACGACAUGAUGCUCCAAAGUCUUCUGGGAAUCGCUGACGUCGUGGACAUGAGUGACUUCCCAAACAGCCCGAUUUGGCAGUGGGGGGUUUACGACUGACACUGACUAGAGUGGGGUCGUUUGGCAGCGUUGUUCGGCGCAGAUUAUCCGUGAGAAACACUUAUCAAUCGGCUAAACAGAUUUUGAUGGGGAGAGUAUAUAAGAUUCACUUUUCCAUUUAAGCUGAAGAAGCUUAAAAAAUCUGUUA